Messenger RNA from Pararge aegeria (speckled wood butterfly), 1145 nucleotides. RefSeq lists its product as uncharacterized. Gene Ontology annotation, cellular component: GET complex. The record is from RefSeq and is a predicted model, not a curated record. The coding region runs from base 45 to 761 and encodes 238 amino acids. Gene Ontology annotation, biological process: tail-anchored membrane protein insertion into ER membrane. The transcript has 2 exons. NCBI's taxonomy places the organism in Eukaryota, Metazoa, Arthropoda, Insecta, Lepidoptera, Nymphalidae.
UCUCAAGUUGUCAUUUUCAAUUUCAUAUCUGUCAAAUUGCUAAUAUGGCUGAGGCAGCAUCAGCACGUCGAGAAGCACGAAGAAGAAAAAUACUGGAGAAUUCUCAUAAUAGACUACAAAUAAUUUCUGGGAAAAGUGCUAACGAAAUAUGUAAAGAGUCUUCCAAUAUCACUCCAAUACCUACCGAAUUUGUUGACAAUUCCGUUCCAAAAGAGAGUAGCAGUGUCAUCGAACAUUUUCUGAACAAUGGUGUGAUAAAUGCUGGUGUAGAUUCUCCACAGAGUUUCUUGUCAACAAACCAUGAAAGUAUCGCUUUAGGUGACGGAGAUGUCACAAUAUCGAGUCAUAACGAUGAACCUUUUAUUUCUCAAAAUUCUACGGCGCCCACACCUGAAUCAAAGCUGACUGGACCUACACAUUGGGAAAUGUUGACUAUUUAUAGUAGUUGCAAGUACGACAUAGUGUUGUUGUCAUGUUUUCUCCAACUGCUCUAUUAUUUUUCCCUAAUAACCUUUCAGGGAGCCUACUUUUUUCUACCCCUUAUCUUGUAUGUCACAACAAAAAAUUACCUGUUCCCAAAGCAGCACAAUUCGAAUAUUACUAAUGUUCUUUUAUUAUUAAAUGGAAUGUCCCCUAGUAAGGCACAGAAAAUUAUGUCCAUUACACAAUAUGUUAGUGAUUUAUUCCAAGAUGUGUGCAUCUAUCUCUUUACAACCAUUUGUUUACAAUCUCUAUUGCUAACUAUAGAAGACAGUGUUUAGUAGUUUAUGAAAUUAUUAAAGGGCAUUUCAAUGACUGAGCAGUUUCUAAUUUAGCAUGCUAGGGUUAUUGGGAAUGUAUGUUUUGAUUGCUUGUGCCUUUAAUACAUAAGUGAGAUGUGACAAGUGUGAGUUUUAGUCACAUAUUGCCAUUCUAGUUUUAAAUUUGUAUGUUUUGUACAUAGUGAAAUAGAUAAUUUUGUAAAAAAUUCUAUUUAAAGUUUACUCUGUCAGCCAGCUAAAUGUUAUCUAUAUUAUUCUUUUUAGUAAUGAUGAUAAGUGCUGUGAUCUAAUGUUUUCCAUUAGCAUACAUAAGUGACUAAUUUUCCGUUCUGCAUUUAUCAAAAUCUUUUUUCACAAUUUAUUAAAAACAUAUUUUUAUCCUAA